This is a messenger RNA of Daldinia vernicosa, 912 nucleotides long. RefSeq lists its product as uncharacterized. The transcript has a single exon. Gene Ontology annotation, molecular function: protein binding. NCBI's taxonomy places the organism in Eukaryota, Fungi, Ascomycota, Sordariomycetes, Xylariales, Hypoxylaceae. The record is from RefSeq and is a predicted model, not a curated record. The coding region runs from base 1 to 912 and encodes 303 amino acids.
AUGGGGCCCAGCAUCGAUCCUGGGAAGGGUGAAACUCCCCAGCUUCAUACCCUGCCUCUGGAAGUUCAGGCGAUGAUUCUUAGCAGUAUGGCACCCCAGCACUUUCGGAAGGCCUUCUUCACGUGCCGUCUGGUGUGUCGAAGGCUCAAGGAGGCCACAGACCUUGCUUUCAGGAAUAAAUUCGUCCCCUCGGUCCGCUUUUCGAUUUUUCUAGAUGAGGUUACCGCAAUCCGUAAGGCCGGGCAUCGAAUAGACUUUGAAGAUUAUUCUAUCGAAGUUACUUUGGAUUUUACUUCAUUUUCCGAAGAUAAAACUCAAGCUAUCUUCUCUUAUGGCCCUAAUUCCGGUGUUGAUACAUUUGACGAUACCGUAUCAACAAGCGACGCAGAAGUUCGCAUCGGGCCUGUUCGAUUUUGGCCACUACGUCCUAUCUGUAAGCUUCUUUGGCAAGGUACUAUGGAGCGUUACCAGGUUCGAACUACAGAGGAAGGAUAUCACAAGCCUCGUCUCCAUGUCGCUGGCAUGCUAUUCGAGUUACCAUAUAUGGACGACAUCAAGUUUGACCCUGAAAAAGUCGAGCUCAGAAUCCCCUGGGUCAGAUUUGCGGCUUGUUUGUUCCCUAGACACGACGUGUUUGGGAGACAGCUCAAGCUAAUGGCAUGUCAGGACCUUGAGGCUACCCGCUGGAAGACAUCAAACCCAUCCGUAGAACAAGGGUUACGAAUUGCUUUGCGUUCGAAUGUCGUGCGCGCCGAACGAUUCUAUACAUGCUUCGAAGCGGCUUAUUGGGAAUAUUCACGCCUGUUUCCACAGGAGUCUACCUGGUACUGGAGUCCCUUUAGGAUUCCUAGUCCCUCAGCCUGGUACCCAGAAUGGGCCGAAUACGUUGGAAUCAGCUUGACGGCUUAUUGA